Molecule: messenger RNA, 411 nt
Organism: Penicillium waksmanii
Lineage: Eukaryota; Fungi; Ascomycota; Eurotiomycetes; Eurotiales; Aspergillaceae
Exons: 1
Coding region: 1-411 (136 amino acids)
Source: RefSeq, a predicted model, not a curated record
AUGAUCGCAGGUGCUCCUACAGUCCGCGGACUGCCUCCGAGUGGAAUUGCAUCGCCGUGUCUCGCCAUCGACUGUUCGUCGCAGACUCCUGCUGGGCGAUCUGAGGGAACGGUUGCCAUCCAGUGCCAGCCACGGGUUCAUAUAUGGCCGAAACUCGGCAAUGAUAGGAAGACUAGGCCCGAGAAGGGCGAGGCGGUCGUCGAAGUCGUCGACGUAAUCGCCGUGAAUGGCGCGGUUGGCAUGCCGGAACAAUUCCCACACGGAGCUGGUCGGAGCCAGGGCAUAUCUGGCCGUCUGAGGACCACAGUGGCGCUGGUCUGGUUUAACCAAAUGGCCAAUGCAUCAAGCGGUGAAGCUGUUCGCAUAAUAAGCCGAUGGUGUGGCGGGUAUCACGGGCCUCGGGGCGCAUAG